GCUCUCGGGGCCCAUGGCCCGGUGCUGGUCGCACCAGCGCUGGCGGUGGCUCCUGACAGUAGCAGUGGUCCUCGUCUCGCGGCCCCUGUCCCCGGUCCGCGGCCAAAAACCAAGCGCCACCACCGCCAGCCUCGAACCGAGGACCACCAGGAGCACGCCACCAACUCCGGGAGUCGUGGUGUUUCUGCGCGAGCAGUGCGAAGGCCCUGGCUCGAACAUCACCCGGCUGAUCCUUGCCGCCGGGGGAGGCGACGCAGUUGGCGCGCUGCCGAGGACCGACACCUGCGACAAGCGUACCCUGGGCUUGGAAGCGCUCGUCAAUGCCAUGAGCCAGAAAAGCACGAGAGCCGUGGUUGCUCAGCUGGAUUAUAGUACCUGCGAGGCUGCCGCUGUGCUCGCCCACCUGUGGAAUAAAUCCCUCGUCACGUGGACUUGUCCGCAGAGAACCGAGGAGCCAAGGGUACUAGCCCCCGUCGUCAGAUUGUCGCCGUCACCAGUGGUCCUCGGCCGGGCGCUCGCUGAAAUCUUCGCCCACUACCGAUGGAGGACCACCUCCGUCAUUGGCCUCGUGGACUUGGCUAACGCGACCUGGUCAGGACUCGACGACGCGGUCACAGGGGCGUUGCGGUCGAUCGGGGUCGUACCGAGGCUUCGCGCCACUCUGCCCCACAACGCCAGUCCAAAGCAGAUACGCGCCACCCUGAGGCCCCUCAGGGCUGUCCCCUGUAGAGCAAUAAUCGUGUGCCUGCCGCUGGAAGGUGGCCUGCUGUCCCGGGUCCUCGUCGAGCUGGACGCGAUACAAGAGUCCCGAGCGCCGAGUCCCUUCGUCGUCGUCCUCCACCCCCUGGAGCCCCUUCCCUUUUUACCCCCGAGGCAAAACUACAACGAGGAGGAACCGACGAAUACCUCUUCCAAGACCACGAGUGAGGCGAGCGAGGAGGAGCGUUUCGUCCCACCCCGGGAUCUCCGGAGGAGGACCUUGGACCAUUUGCUGGUGAUCGCACCCUUCGACCGGAGGUACGACGUAGAGCGCGUGCUCGACGGCACCUCGGCGUACGAGCCACCCCGGACCCUCGACCACCUGCGCGAGGCCCUCGACUACCUGUCGGCCAACGGCCCCGAGUUCCACACCAUCAACGGCUACGGCAACAAAAUCUUCACCUACGGCCUCUUGGCUUACGACUCCCACUGGCGGCCGAUCGUCACCCUCGCCGAGGGUACCCACGGCCUCAUCCUCCAGGAGGUGGCUGGGCGCGCCGAGCUACUCACGGCCAAUGGGGACCUCGACGACGCGAUCUGCGACGACGCUGCCGACUGCUCCGUGGAAAAGGUCGGCGGUUUCUUGUCCCAGCACAACGUACACAUCCUGCUGGUGAGCCUCGGCUCCGUAGUUUUGGUGCUGUCGGUCUUGAUGGUCCUCGCCUUGGUCAGGAGACACCUGUUGAAGAAGCGCAUGUCGAAGGGCCCGUACAAGAUCAUCCUGACCGCGACGGACUUUGUCUUUCCCCAGAUCCCGGACUCCAGGCGGGGCGAUCUGGUCCAAUUGAAGCUGCUUCCCGUUCAAAGCACCUUCGAGCUCAAAAGCAAGGCGAUGGACCAACUCGUCGUCAUCCACGGGCUGCGCCACGAGAAUCUGAAUCCACUGAUUGGGUGUCUGACGGAGCCAAACAGGCCCUGCCUCGUCUACGAGUACUGCUCGAGGGGCUCCCUCGAGGACGUCCUCGUUCAGGACGAGAUCAAGCUGGACUGGUCGUUCCGGUUGUCCCUCCUGACCGACCUCGUUCGGGGCAUGAAGUACCUGCACAGCACCCCCAUACGAGUACACGGCUACCUGACCUCGCGCAACUGCGUCAUCGACGCCCGGUGGGUGCUCAAGGUCACGGAUUACGGGCUCCCGGCCUUCUACGAGGCCCAGAACAUACAGCCGGCACCUAAAACCGCACGCGAGCUCCUGUGGACGUCGCCCGAGCUACUUAGACAACCAGCCCAACUGAAGCGCGGCACCCAGCCUGGAGAUGUGUACAGCUUCGGCAUCAUCAUGCAGGAGGUUGUCGUGCGCGGCGAGCCCUUCUGCAUGCUCUCCUUCUCCCCCGAGGAAAUAAUCGAGAAGGUGAAGAAACCGCCGCCCCUGAUAAGGCCGUCGGUUAGCAAGGGAGCGGCGCCGCCCGAGGCCAUCAACAUAAUGCGCCAGUGCUGGGCCGAGAACGCGGACAUGCGGCCGGACUUCAACGCAGUGUACGACCUCUUCAAGAAGCUCAAUCACGGCAGGAAAGUGAAUUUCGUCGACACGAUGUUUCAAAUGUUGGAAAAGUACUCGAACAAUCUGGAGGAUCUGAUCCGGGAGAGGACCGAGCAGCUGGACAUGGAGAAAAAAAAGACGGAGCAGCUGCUCAACCGCAUGCUGCCGAGCUCCGUGGCCGAAAAAUUGAAGCUCGGGAUGCCGGUCGAUCCCGAGGAGUUUGCCGAGGUGACCAUCUACUUUUCGGACAUUGUCGGCUUCACCACCAUAUCCGCGUACUCGACGCCCUUCCAAGUGGUCGACCUCCUCAACGACCUCUACACGUGCUUCGACGCCACUAUAAACGCGUACAACGUGUACAAGGUGGAGACGAUAGGCGAUGCUUACAUGGUGGUGGCCGGGUGUCCCGUGAGGAUACCCGACCACGCGAGUCAGAUAGCCACGAUGGCCCUGGACCUGCUCCACCAGAGCGGCAAGUUCAAGCUCCGGCACCUGCCCGAGACCCCGUUGAAGCUCAGAAUCGGACUUCACACGGGUCCGUGCUGCGCCGGGGUGGUGGGUCUGACGAUGCCGAGGUACUGUUUGUUCGGGGACACCGUGAACACGGCCUCGAGGAUGGAGUCGACGGGGGCGCCUUGGCGCAUACACCUGAGCCAAGCUACGCGAGACAGGUUGAACCAAGUCGGGGGUUACCACAUCGAGUUUAGGGGCCACACGGAGAUCAAGGGCAAGGGACAGAUGCCCACGUACUGGCUCCUCGGCAAGCAGGGCUUCGACAAGGAGUUGCCCGUACCACCGCCCCUCGGGGAGGACUACGGACUCGACGAGAUCCUGAUCCACGAGACCCUCCACCCGACAACGAGCAAGAACCAGCCGGAGCAGCCGAGCACCUCCCCGCACGGCCAACUGGUCCCUACGGGUCACCUGCCGACCCUGCCGUCGAUAGACGACGAGAGCUCGGCCGAGGUGAGCAGCAGCGCAGCCAUACCCAUCACCUCGUCUACCACCACCCCAACGACGACUAUGGCGACGUUGACAGCGACCGGUCAGCAUCAGCACGCGUCGCCCAGGCAAUUCGCCAACAGCGAGCAGUCCUCGAUAGACAAGGGCUACACAGGUGAGGCGUCAUCCCGUCGCGUCGCAGUCUCGGUGCACGAAUGCUCCGUAGAGCCCGCCGAUAGAUCCACGCCCGACCACUCGAGCGCCAGCGUUACCAAGACCGCGUCCGGGGACAAUCCCAUGAUGCUGGGUACGGCCAUGUUUGUUUUGUCCAUUGUUCGGCCGGGUCGUGCAGGCACGCCGGUAUCGGCAACGGAGGUGGCAGCCGCGCUGCUCGGGGCCUCCUCGACGUCGAUAAACUCGGUGUCGAGCUCCGUCUUUAGGGGACGGCCCCGCCGAGUGGGUGUCAUAGACGAGGACGAUCUCAGCACGCCCUACAACUACUACAGGUGCCUCUCGCCCAACGAGCACAAUGGUGAGCGCCCCCCUUUCCCUUUUCCUAUAUAUAUGUUAUUGUAUACAAUCGAGUUUGGUAAGACUGGCUCUCAGUCAAGUAGAUACAGUCAAGAUUGGUAA
Molecule: messenger RNA, 3814 nt
Organism: Copidosoma floridanum
Lineage: Eukaryota; Metazoa; Arthropoda; Insecta; Hymenoptera; Encyrtidae
Product: retinal guanylyl cyclase 2
Biological process (GO): protein phosphorylation; cGMP biosynthetic process; receptor guanylyl cyclase signaling pathway
Cellular component (GO): plasma membrane
Molecular function (GO): adenylate cyclase activity; ATP binding; peptide receptor activity
Source: RefSeq, a predicted model, not a curated record